CAUAACCCUUCACUCCCAAAAAUCAUUGGUGGGACAGAUGAAAUUUCAAGAAUUCAUGUUCCCUCCUCCGUCCCUCCCUCCAAAAAUUUCAUCCUUACAUUAUUGUUUCCAUCUUUUUAUGUCCAAAUCAUGUGUAGGUGAGGUGAGGUGAGCAUUCUUUAACUACUUUCCCGCUGCGUUUGUCUUCCCAAUUUCAAACCGCAGUUUCUCCGAUUGCGCAAGGCGGAUGGAUAGAGGACGGUGCGUGGCGCUGCACUGAACACUGUGAUUGCAGAGACACAUCAGGAAAUGGAACAUUCAAGCCUAACUAAAGAAUCAAUUAUUCUCUCGACGUAGCAAGGAUCAACUGAACUCUGGACAUUGUUGUAGAGUGAAUAAAUUUGGUUUGGAUGUUUGGCUCGAACAAGAAACAAAACUGACUGUCUACUAUAUAGUUUAAUGGAGGCUAACAAAGAGGAGGCUAUCAGGGCCAUGAAAUUGGCAGAGGAUAAGAUGAAAGAUCUCCAUUUUGAUGUGGCUCGGAAGAUUGCAUUGAAAGCACAGAACCUUUACCCGGGGCUUGAUAAUAUUAGCCAACUCCUGAGUGUCUGUGAUGUCCACUGUUCAUCUCAAAAGAAGAUUUAUGGAUCUGAAAAAGAUUGGUAUGGUAUUCUACAAGUUGAGAAGUUAUCUAACGAGGCUAUUGUUAAGAAACAAUACCGACGUCUUGCACUUUAUCUCCACCCCGACAAGAAUCGGUUUCCUGGUGCUGAGGCUGCUUUUAAGCUGAUCUGUGAAGCAAAUGCAGUGCUUUCAGAUCCCUCAAAGAAGGCUGUAUAUGACAAUAAAAUUAGAGCGACUUCUGGAUCUGUUCCUGUGAAUCUUCCACCUCCCCAUAUGAAUAGACAUUCUCAAUUUCAUAAGCCCUAUGGAUCUCAUAGCAGUGUUUAUACUCAUUAUGGUGGUAUGCAACAACAAACAGCCGAGCCAAGCUUCUGGACGUGCUGCCCAUAUUGCAGCAUAAAAUACCAGUAUCAUAGAAGAUUCGUCAACACUCUUCUGGUCUGCCAAACCUGCUUCAAGAAUUUUACAGGUUGUGAAACAAGCCCCCCUAUUCCAGGGGGGUCUGCAUGGGGUGAACCUAUGCCUGCAAAACCGGGUGUGGGUCAAACUGCUGGUUUUCAACAAAGAGCAGCACCGGCACCGGCUCAUAAUAAAUUUCCAACAGGGGGUGUUCAUAAUGUCAAGGUUUCUUCAUCAAAAUUUGAAUAUCAGUCGAGUGCCAAUGUGAGAUCGGUGCAAACCAAAGCAGGUGCUCAGACGGAAAAUGCUUCUGGAUUUAGCUGGGCAGCAGGUGCAAGCAAGAUUGAUCUGAAAAAUGAAGAAACUAGGAAAAAUGCCAAUGCUAAUUCUUUGCACGGUGGAAAACAGAAAGCUGAUGCAAAUCAUAGCAAAAAGGCAAGUAAAAGAAAAAAGAGGGGCAGGAAGCGGACGGUGGAAUCCAGCGAGAGUUGUGACAGCUCAAGUGAUUCUGAUGUGAACGUUUCUAAAAAUAUGAUGAAGCCUGGGGGGUCUGGUUCUGGUUGUGUCCAUUUUCCGCGAAGAUCAACUCGGAGAAGGCAAAAUAUUUCUUAUCAUGAAGAUGAUGAUGACGAUGAUGAUGAUCUCUUUAACCACCUCAAGGGUUCACAGCGAAGCAAAGUAUCAGAAGAUAAUGGAAAUGAAGAGAAUUCUUCAGAAGGCAAGGAAGAUAAUUCUUCAGAAAGUGACAGGAAUCAAAACAGGGGCAGAGAAGCAAGUACUGAUCAUCCUGGAGAAAAUGUAGAGGACAUGAAUGGCGAGGGAGGCACUGCUCCAAUUGAAAUUGAAAGUGAUUCCGACCAUGAUCAUGAUAUCUUAGUGAAUGAGGAAAGAGUGGACACUUGGACCUGCCCUGAUCCUGAAUUUUACGAUUUUGAAAAGAACAGAGUGGAAAGAUGUUUCGAUGUUGAUCAAUUCUGGGCUUGCUACGAUGAGACUGAUGGCAUGCCUAGAUUUUACGCGAAGGUGAAGAAGGUUCGCUAUUAUCCAUUUUUGAUAACCUUCACAUGGUUAGAAGCUGAUCCUGUAGAUGAAGCUUCUAGAGAAUGGAGAGAUGCAAACUUACCCAUCGGUUGUGGCAGAUUUAAGCUGGGAAAGACUGAAAAGACGUCACGACUUCCUACUUUCUCUCACCAAAUGCGCUGUGACCAAGGCAAGACGAGAGCAUUGUUUAUGAUUUGUCCUAGACAAGGUGAAGUUUGGGCUCUUUUUAAGGACUGGGAUAUGAACUGGAGCCACGACCCAGAAAACCAUCGCAAGUACACAUAUGAACUUGUGGAGGUUCUCUCAGAAUUCGAUGAAUUGUGUGGCAUCGAAGUUUGUAACUUGGAUAAAGUCCCGGGAUUCGUGAGCCUCUUCAGCAGAAGAAAAAUGAACUCCUCUUUCGUGAAGCCUGAUGAAAUGUACAAAUUCUCCCAUUGCGUUCCUUGUCACAAAUUGACAGGUUCCGAAAGAGCAGGAGUGCCAGUGGGUUCUUUCGAACUGGAUCCUGCUUCUCUUCCCUUCCCUUGAAUGCUGAUGAUUUUUGCAAGUAAAAUGGAACACUCUUUGUAGGAAAAGGAAGAGGGACGUUGAUUGAUUUGUACGAGUUUGAAGCUUAUUGUGAUACAGGGAUGAUGUUUUGCAGUAUAUACUCGUGAUUGUGCUCGCCUGUUUGCUCGAUUAUGCAGCGGAUAUGGGAAUUUCCAGGAAAGCUGAGGAACUGCAACACCCUGCCUAUUAAACUGACCGGUAUUUUGGAAUCAUGAAGGUCGACAGGUUUGUCUAAUACUUUGAAAAUUAUAAACCUGUUUUGUGCUCGGAAAAGGAUUUCAUCUGACAAUAUUAAGUGACGGUGACAAUAAAUUUGGUUUUGUGCUAUCCGUAUUUCCCUCCCUUCCUUCCUCUGCAUUGCCUAUCUAUUGAAUUUUCUUUAGUACUUAUAAUCUUUUCCAUUAUGUAAAGCUCGUCUGCAUUCAUGCUAUUCUGUAGAAGUUUAUGGUGAGAAUAUAUAGCUGCAUUAUGCUCUUC
Molecule: messenger RNA, 3069 nt
Organism: Andrographis paniculata
Lineage: Eukaryota; Viridiplantae; Streptophyta; Magnoliopsida; Lamiales; Acanthaceae
Exons: 2
Coding region: 439-2571 (710 amino acids)
Source: RefSeq, a predicted model, not a curated record